AUGUCUGACAAGAAGAUCAAGGCUGUCGUCGCCGGUGCCUCCGGUCACUGGCUUCCUUCCCCCGACGAUGGUGCCAAGGCCGCCUUCAAGGAUGCUGACAUCAUUGUCAUUCCCGCCGGUAUUCCCCGCAAGCCCGGCAUGACCCGGGACGACCUGUUCAACAUCAACGCUGGAAUCGUCAAGGGACUCAUUGAGGUUGCUGCCGAGGUUGCCCCCAACGCUUUCAUCCUUGUCAUCUCCAACCCCGUCAACUCUACCGUCCCUAUCUCUGCUGAGGUCCUCAAGGCCAAGGGCGUCUUCAACCCCCAGCGCCUCUUCGGUGUCACCACCCUUGAUAUCGUCCGUGCCGAGACCUUCGUCUCUGAGAUCACCGGCAAGGCUACCUCCGAGCUUACUGUCCCUGUCAUUGGUGGUCACUCCGGUGGCACCAUUGUUCCUCUCUUCAGCAAGGUCACUCCCUCUGUAACCAUCCCCGACGACAAGUAUGACGCUCUUGUCAACCGCGUCCAGUUUGGCGGUGACGAAGUAGUCAAGGCCAAGGAUGGCCUUGGCUCUGCCACUCUCUCCAUGGCCUUCGCUGGCUUCCGCUUCGCCGAGAAGGUCCUCAAGGCCAUCAAGGGCGAGAAGGGCCUCGUUGAGCCCAGCUUCUUCUUCUCCGUCCCCGUCGAGCUCGGCCCCAACGGUGUUGAGAAGGCUGUCGAUGCCCUUGGCGACCUCACCGAUAAGGAGAAGAAGCUGUUGGAUGCUUGCAUUGGCGAACUCAAGGGCGGCAUCGAGAAGGGUGUCAACUUUGUCAAGAACCCCCAAAAGUGA
Molecule: messenger RNA, 813 nt
Organism: Parascedosporium putredinis
Lineage: Eukaryota; Fungi; Ascomycota; Sordariomycetes; Microascales; Microascaceae
Source: the annotation of a GenBank genome assembly